GAAAUGACUGAAUGUGAUAAAUUGAAUGAAAAUGAGAUAAAAAUUGCUCCUGUUCAGUAUGCUUAUUUAGACCAUACUGCGGAUGUUCAAUUACACGCUUGGGGUGAUUCUGUAGAAGAGGCUAUUCAACAAUUGGUUGUUUCACUUUAUGGUUAUAUGACAUUGGAGAUCUCGUCUGUACAACCGACGUAUUCUAUGGACUUUACUGCUAGUGGACAUGAUCUAUUUUCAUUACUCUAUAAUAUUUUGGAUACCUGUCUUUACAAUUUUUCGACAGAGCCAUUCUUUAUCGGUUCUUCAGCGCAAGUUCUUGAUUUGAAUUGCCACAAUGUUUCUUCAGAAACUAAAGAAUUUUCGAUACAUUUACGUGUUUGGGGGGAAUCAUUCGAUUUAAAAAAGCAUCCGCCUGGGACUGAAGUUAAGGCUAUUACUUACUCUAAUAUGCAGAUAAUUGUUGGGGGACGGAGGUUAAAUCAAAGUGGAGAAGAAAGUCUAAGAGUUUUAAAUGAUGAAAAAAAUAAUAAAACAGAAAUAUUUGUAAUUAUUGAUAUUUAA
Messenger RNA from Meloidogyne enterolobii, 555 nucleotides. NCBI's taxonomy places the organism in Eukaryota, Metazoa, Nematoda, Chromadorea, Rhabditida, Meloidogynidae. The record is from the annotation of a GenBank genome assembly.